This is a messenger RNA of Topomyia yanbarensis, 1131 nucleotides long. RefSeq names its product microfibril-associated glycoprotein 4-like. The transcript has 3 exons. The coding region runs from base 1 to 1131 and encodes 376 amino acids. NCBI's taxonomy places the organism in Eukaryota, Metazoa, Arthropoda, Insecta, Diptera, Culicidae. The record is from RefSeq and is a predicted model, not a curated record.
AUGUGUCGCCUGUGGGCGUUCCUGUUCGUUGCGCUUUAUAGCAUCGAAAGCAUCGCAUUCAUAAAUGGCCAAACGCUGGACGGCGGAAGUGAACCAGGUAUCGACUAUCAGAAACUGCUCGCGAAGCUGGAGAUAUUGGAUACGAAAAUCACUCGAGUGGAAACUGCAUCACGGGAACAGUUUUCACUGCUGGAGUCAAAAUUGGAGAAAAUCUUCAAGCAAGUCGAAAACAUCAGCUGGUCGGUGCAGUCUGUGCAGAAGGACGUGGAAUUUGUUAGAAAGGAAAUUCAACAGUUCAAAAACUAUUCACGCGAACAGUUGAACUUACUGACCGACAGUGUGGCAAUUAUUCAGUCGUUGCUAGUUGAAGGUCGCCGUCCGAAAGACGAGCAACAUCCUGCAAAAGGCGAGUCAUCGCUGCGGCGGUUAAACAUGCAGCAGCCGCAAUCUCAACUAGUGGAGCAGAAAAUUUACGACAGUUGUGAUGUCGUUCCAAGAAAUGGUUCACAGAUCGAAAAACUUCAACCGGAAGCAGGUUUUGGGGAAGCUUUUUCGGUGCUUUGUGACCAGGAAUACGAGAAUGGCGGAUGGGUGGUGAUACAAAACCGCUUCAAUGGUUCGGUGGAUUUCUAUCGUGGUUGGAAAGAGUACCGGAACGGGUUCGGAAAUUUGAAUGGGGAGUUCUGGCUGGGUUUAGACAAAUUACACGCUUUGACUUAUUCGGCUCCGUACGAGAUACAUGUGCUGAUGGAAGAUUUCGAAAAUCGCACUGUUGUGGCAAAAUAUGCCAGAUUUGCCGUUGGAAAUGAACACGAAUCCUAUGCGAUCACGAGACUGGGGGAUUAUAGUGGAACAGCUGGCGAUGGACUGAGCUACCACCGGGAGACCAAAUUCUCUACUAUGGACAUGAACAACGAUUUGCCGGGGAAUAAUGGAGCGGUUGAUUGGACCGGUGCGUGGUGGUAUCGCCGGGGACAUCACAGUAACCUAAAUGGUCAAUACCUAAGAGGAGCUGUCGAUUACACCAAAUUUCAUGGCAAAGGAAUGACGUGGAAUCCGUUCAGAGGAUACGACUAUUCUUUAAAACGAUCGCGAAUGAUGAUUAGACGAAUUCUUCAGAAUACUCAGUAA